Messenger RNA from Brassica napus (rape), 5392 nucleotides. RefSeq lists its product as uncharacterized. The record is from RefSeq and is a predicted model, not a curated record. The transcript has 2 exons. The coding region runs from base 2572 to 3936 and encodes 454 amino acids. NCBI's taxonomy places the organism in Eukaryota, Viridiplantae, Streptophyta, Magnoliopsida, Brassicales, Brassicaceae.
AUGCGAAUUAAUGGAGAAAGGCUUACAAGAGAUCAGUAGAAUGACGCAAUGAAUAUCCUCAUAAGGCAGACCGAAUUGUCUAAAAUCGUCUGUAAUAUUUCUCAAAAUUUGUAAUAGCAUAACUAUCCAGUGUUAAAAAAAAUUAGGAAAUUUCAUUUAAUAGCUAACCAUAUUAAAAGUAUAUUAUAUAUAUGUUACUAUCAAUUAAACUUAAUUAUAUAUGUAAUUAUUGGAUUAAUAAAAUUGAUUUAUAUGUUCGCACCAAUUUAAUUAUAUAUGUAAUAGUUACUGACUUUUAAUUAUUUAAUGUAUAUUUAUUAUUUCAUAAUAUGUAAAAACAUAUAAUACAUAAAAUAAUUUAUAUAUAUAAUGUUUAUUCCGUGCAAGGCACGGAUCUUAAUCUAGUAAGUUAUUAAUUUUCCAAUAUCCAAACACUAGUUUAAGAUUCACGGUUCAUGCAAGAUAAACAUUGUCUAUACAAAUUAUUUUUACAUAUUAUUAAUCAUCACGGCUAUAAAAAAAGUCGUAAUGUUUCUCAAUUAAUAUAUAGGAGAUUUAUGGUAUUUUAAGCAAUUUCUUCUAUUAUUAUGUGUGGUGUAUUUCAAAAGUAUAGAUCGGCAAUGGGAUAAUCAAGGAAGAAGAAAUAUGUGAAUGAUACCUUUUAUGGAAAGAAAAAUAUAUAUUUUUUUCCGGGGAACUAUCUAAUGUUAUAUAUUUCUCUUUUUAGCUACAUCCAAAACCAUUUCAAAAACAAAGUCCAAUUAUUUAUGCACAACUUUAUUUACCUUGCCGUCAAAUAUUUACUUUUCAUAGUAGACCACAUUUUUAACUAUUAUAAAUUCUUUGAUAUUUAAAAGAAUAAAUACAGUAUCGAUUUCAGAAAAGGCGAUAAACCAAAAAUUACAAUAACAAAAUCUAGCAUUCCUAAUGUUAAAAAAAAUAAUAAUCUAGCAUUCCUUUUUUGGUCGUUUUAUCAGUGAAAUAUAAAAUAACACGGGUAGAUUGUCAUUAAAACCACAAAUGUGUACAUAGUGUACACACACAAAGUGGUUAACAGAAUUUAAUACCACCAAAAGUUCUUCUUUUUUUUAACGAAAAUUUCAUUCAUAAUAAUACUAUUCGAUUCUCUGAUAUCCCAUAUAUAUUAAAAGAGGAGCAUUACAACUUAACUUAUGAGGUAGCCAUAUGUCAUCACCACAAUGAUUUUUAAAAUCUUUAGAGAAAUAUGUUGGUCCAUGUAAAUAUAUAAUAAGUUUUUUAUUAAACUAAAGAUAAAUUAAUUAUUAAAGUUUUCAAUUCUUUCCUUAAAUAGAAAAUACGGAAUUUCCUAAUGUUGGUAAAGUAUAUAAGACAAUUAAUGAUUUCAAAUAAUUAAGAUUUGAUACAAAUUAAUGCACCCUCUAUCAUUUUUUUUAACUUUAAUUUAUUAAAAUAAAUUAAAAAAUCACAUUGAACAUAUAAUAAAACUUUAGAUUUUUUAUUAUAUAUUAUAUUUUAAAUUUCUUUUAAAGUCUCACAUUAAAAUUUUAUGAACCAUGGUUUAAUUUUUUUAUGACAAAAAAUAAUUACAAAAUCAUAUAAUUAGGAAGUCUCAUUUAAUAAAUAUCAAGAUUAAAUAUAUAUAUAUAUAUAUAUUAAUAUCUUUUAAAUUAAACUAUAUACCAUUAAAAAUACAUAAAUAUUUUUGUUUUGAAAUUUACUUUAAACAUUUUUUUUGGUAGAAGGUCUGAACAAAUACUGACAACUUAAUAUUUAAAUUUUAAAAUUUUCAUUCAAUGUUUCUAAAGAUUAUAAAUUACCAAAACUUUUAAACAUCACACGAUGAAAAUUUUGUUAUCAAUGAUUUUAAAGUUUUUAUUAUAAAAAUAUACAAAUCAUCAAAAAACCAAAUGAGUAGAAUACAUUAUUUAACAUAUAUCAAGAUUAAAAAUAUACUAUGUAUCUAUGUAUAUAUGUAUAUAUUCUUUAAAUUUAAUUAUAUACAAUAUAAAAUAUAAAAGGUAAUUGUUUGGAUUAAAAAAAUUAUUUACGUAUUCGCACCAAUUUAAUUAUAUAAGUAAUAAUUAUUGACUUUUUAUAUAUCAUAUAUAUCAUAUAUAUAUACAUAUAUAAUUUUAUAAUAUAAAAAUGAACAUAUAAUAUAUAAAAAUAAUUUAAAUAUACAAUGUUUAUUCCGUGCAAGGCGCGAGUCUUAAACUAGUAUUAUUUUAAAGGAAAAACAGAUAUCGUAUUAACACCUGAAAUUACAUCAAGAUGGUAGACAGAAAAAUAUUCAGAAAAAUAUUAUACUAAAAACGAUUCAGAAAAAUAAAAAAUAAUAACAUAUAAAGAGAAAAAAAAUUAUGGAAAUAUAGUUCUGCGCGUGAGACUGGAUUUUGAUCCCAGAAAAUUUGUUAAACACAAUAUUCUGGAAAUUUUAAUUUUGCAUUUACCAGCUGUUUCUUUCUCACUAAUUUUCCAUUUUUAUAGCUUCUUUUCUCCAACACAUAACUUUCUUCAACAACGUUUUCUAUUAAACCCUAAAACACUGUCGGAGGUUUUGUGUUACUUUGCUUACUUCUCUGCCACGUAAUGGAUCCGUGCACUUUCGUACGUAUUACUGUCGGAAACUUGGUUGUUAGGGCAUCGCCAUCUGUUUCGGACGCAGCACCUGGUAACUGGUUCUGUAAGAUCAAAUUCAAGAGUUUCCCACGCCAGGUCGUUGCUGUUCCCGUUCUGUUUCGAACCGAAUCAGAAUCCCAGUCCCGGUUGUGCUCCGGUGAUGUGCCAACCGUUUCUGCUUGCUUCACUCUAAGCAAGGCUCAGAUCGAAUGGUCUCUUAUGAAGCCUGAACGGAAUGUCCUCACUGUCGAGGUUUAUUCCUCUGUUCCGUCGUGUGGACUCGUCCCUUCUUUGGGUGAGAAGCUGAUUGGUCGCUUUAAGGUUUCGCUGGACUUGAAGAUGGCGGAGACAAGGACGUGUUUGGCUCACCACGGCUGGAUUGAGUUGGGCACUGAUAACAAGUCAAAGAAGAAGAAGAAUCCGGACCUCCACGUUACCGUACGGGUUGAACCCGACCCGAGAUUUAUGUUUCAGUUCGACCGCGAGCCCGAGUGUAGUCCCAAAAUUUUUCUGGUACAAGGAAACAAGAAAGAAGCUGUUUUCACAUGCAAGUUUGGAAUCAGAAACUCCCCGAAUCUUACUAGGUCAGUAAUGAUAAUCUCACCAACCACAUUAAAUUUUUGCAGAUUAUCGUCCAUGACCACUGGAAGGAAACAGACAUGGAGGGCGAGAAAAGGUUGGUCGAUAACGAUCCAUGAUCUCUGUGGCUCCCCAGUAGCUAUGGCUUCGAUUGCCACACCUUUCGUACCAUCACCCGGUUCCAAGCGCUUGUCUAAAUCAAGCCCCGGCGCGUGGCUCAUCCUCCGGCCUGAUGGCUACAUAAUGAAGCCAUGGGGUCGUCUUGAGGCAUGGCGUGAGCCUGGCUUCUCUGACAUUCUCGGUUACCGGUUCCAUUUAUUUCAAGAUGACAUGGCUACUGAAAUCUCCUCAUCGUCUUCGAUCAGGACGAAAACAGGAGGGAGCUUUGUCAUGGACGGAACCAUCGCUGCCGCGGACACCAACACGGCUGCUUCUUUGACACUGUCGGAUGGAAGCUUUGAUCUGUCUUCCCGGUUGAGUACUGGAUCAUCAAAAAACCGUUCAGGAUGCGGGUCGGAUUUCGGGUUUCUUCUACCGCAAGCGCAACAAAACUUGGGGUUUGUGAUGUCGACCACGGUGGAAGGAGUUGAGAAACAGAGCAAGCCUAAGGUGGAAGUAGGGGUGAAGUAUGUGAAAUGCGUGGAGGAUGCGGCGGCGCACGUGGCUUUAGCAGCGGCAGUGGAUUUAAGCAUGGAUGCUUGUAGACUGUUCUCUCACAAGAUAAGAAAAGAGCUGAGACAGCCAAGAGUUGUUUAAGGUUUUAUUGCUUUUAUGAUUACUUGUUUUCUCCACUGAAGUGAUUUUGUUUGUUGUGGAAAAGUUUUAAGAGAAUAUUUUUGAAUUUGAUGUUACAUGUUAGAAUUUGAACUUGUAAAGUCCAAAGAUUAAUCAUGUCUCCAAUUAUUUUCAAACAAGUUCCUUACUUCAUAGUUUAACCUUGACGACAAACAUUUCCUCUAAUUGUUGCCAGAAGAAUAUCAAAACAGAGUAUAACUCACUUAUUGUUGCAUUCCCUAAUUUGGUUUUAGAAUGGUGGAAAACGAUUUGAUUGAUGGAUCUUUAUGAUUUUGAUCAUCAGUUUGGAGGCGAUCAACUCGUAAGGUGGUUAUCAAAACCGAAAGAGUGAGAAAAUAUGAUCAGUUGAAAAACUACCACUAAGUUUGUGAGAUUACACUGCUCGGUGACAAUCUUUGAAUCUCUUCGACUGGUUCUUUUUAGAGAGAGGAUACAAGAGAAGAAACUAUUUUGAAACUCCUUCACAGACUGAGAUGAAAGAGAAACACAGACAGAACUUUUUAAAAGUGUGAAAGAAAAUCUUCUGAGAAUUUAGAUAGCGUAUAAGAUUUGAUAUGUUUAUAUUCAUAUUGUUUUAGAUAUGGGUAGGUGUAGAGUAGCAAUAUGGGCAGCAGAGUUAUUAAAUUUGUGGAACAGUGUCCCCGCAAUGAACUUUAGUAUAUUCCUAAUUACCAAGAGUUGUCUUUACUGCUUUAGCCUCAUCCAACUGAAAUAACUUGAAAGAUGUAAUCAUCACUACCCUUUUUAAGAAUACUCAAGCUUAAACUCUGACCUGUUUCUGCUGAUUUCCAUGCCAAGUUUUUUAUAAGCACAACCUAGAUUUUUCAUCUGAGAAGCUUCAUUCAGUAAACCAUCAGCUAGUUUCUUCACACAUACACAUCUAUCAAGCUUACUAUUGUGAAUUGAAUCCCUUGCAAAAGUUUUGAUUCCACAAUCUUGGACUUUACUCCAUGUUAUAGAAAGACUUCUUGAGUAAACAAAACCAGUCUUCCUUUCCUUUAACCGUAGGCCCUUCAGGCACACCAUGUGCAACUAUCUUCAGAAAAUCUCAUGUUCUCAACAACAUAAUCAAUGUCUUCUUUCUGAGAGAAGUUUUUGUAACAAAUUUUGCCUUCAAAUGUGACAUCCUUUUUUGUAGACUCAUAUUCAGUCAGUGAUCCAAGUCCGGUUCUUAUCCAGAGAAACCUGCGUAGAGAGUAUUUUAUCUGCUGCCAGGAAGUGAGUGAAUAAGAGAACAAUUAUCAAGUACUCCACAAUGUAAUGAUCAAAGCUUAUGCAAUUGGUAGGAGCUGCGAAAAGGCUUUGUGAAUUAUUUGAGAUGAGUUAUAGCGUCACACUGGAUAAAUGUACAUUACAACACUCUCAUCUACAACCUUGCGAGCUCUGACAUGCCUCAUAAAGCCAUAUCUUACCGGGG